This is a messenger RNA of Trametes versicolor FP-101664 SS1, 1254 nucleotides long. RefSeq lists its product as uncharacterized. Lineage: Eukaryota; Fungi; Basidiomycota; Agaricomycetes; Polyporales; Polyporaceae. Bases 207 to 1142 code for a protein of 311 amino acids. The transcript has 19 exons. The record is from RefSeq and is a predicted model, not a curated record.
GUUACAAACAGCCCUUUACACUCAGUUCACUGACCGGCUGUAUUUUAGACCAUAGCUUCUCAUGUCGCUGUUUCAGAGUAAAAUUUUCUCCCACUCUUUAGCAGGGCAAUCGUGGGCGAGUACUAUUAGUAAAGGGCCCUCAGUGCUCACUUCCGCCAGGCAAUCCUCGCUUCUCGUCCCUCCUCGAACCCUCCGUGCGCGUGCAGAUGAGCAACACUACUGUGUGUCCCCCCGACGUGAACGCGGAGAUCGUCUCCCAACUUCAGCGUGGUCCAACCAUUGGUGUAGCCUAUAUCGGAGUGGCCAUAUCCUCUGCUCUGUACGGUGUAACGUGCAUUCAGACAUUCCAGUACUAUCGGACACCUAGAGGGCGAAUCGACACACGUCUACUGCGGCUCAUGGUCAUUGUACUAUGGUUACUUGAUUCCACACAUCAAGCAUUGAUCGUGCAUGUCAUGUACUACUAUCUGAUUCAGAACUACCUAAAUGCCCGCGCGCUCCUAGACACUGUUUGGAGUAUUCCAACUGAAAUAAUCGUCAAUGGGUUCAUUGCGUGCAUCGUCGAGAUGUUCUUCAUCAUGCGGAUCUGGAAGCUCAGCAAGAACCCCUUAAUUACCGGUGCAUGUACGAUCUUUGCCGUCGCUCACUUCACGAUGUCCCUAGUCUAUCCCAUCAGAACCUUCUUCUAUCCUUCUCUCGUAGAGGCAGAGACCAAGCUCAAAGUCACCGGCUCGUUUGGCUACGGCAUUGCAGUGAUCGAGGACAUUUGCAUUGCCGCUUCUCUGGUGUGGUACCUUCGAAAAGGACGUUCAGGCCUUUGCAGGUCGGACGACUUGAUUGGCCGUCUUGUGAUGCUCACUAUUACCACCGGAUCGCUCACGACGAUGUUCGUGAUCGCGAACCUGGUCGCUUACCUCGCCGCGCCGUCUCAGCUCUACGUGCUGUUCUUCAACUUCAUGCUCGGCAAGCUGUACACCAACUCGCUUCUCACCUCACUGAACAGUCGCACGUAUAUGCGCGGCGACAACUCGUCGACUAUACGGCUUGGAAACUCGACCCUCCCAGCGUUCACCACCUCACUGCUGGUGGCACAAGCCGAGCAAAGCCAGGGCGCUGAGGAGAAAGAUGAUUCCGUCGUCUAGUGGCCUCGCGAAGGUGCCCCGUUUGCUACGUUCGUACUACGGCGAUAUUGAGACAUCCUAGAGAGAUUCUCAGCAGGGAAAGCGCCUCUUUCUUGCAUGUGUUGCUACGCUU